Phytophthora nicotianae INRA-310 is the source of this 1671-nucleotide messenger RNA. RefSeq lists its product as hypothetical. Lineage: Eukaryota; Oomycota; Peronosporomycetes; Peronosporales; Peronosporaceae. The record is from RefSeq and is a predicted model, not a curated record. Bases 1 to 1671 code for a protein of 556 amino acids. The transcript is spliced from 4 exons.
AUGACCCAGCGCGAACCUCUUCCGCCGUGCUGCCACGCGCUCACCCCGGGCCGUAAAUGCAGCAGCAACCCUCACUUCGCGUCUGAAUUGCGCAAAUUCGGCGUAUCGUCCAAGGUCGACGGUGUGCAGCGACUCGCUAGCGACCUCAGCGCUGCCCGAGCCGCCCUACAGCUGGAGAGCAACACUAUCUCCAAGUCUGUCUUCCAAUCACCCGAUGACAUUCCGAGCUACACGCGGAGACUGACACAGUACCUGGCCCUUGUCAAGGGAUUCACGGAAUUCCGACAGAGCACCGAAAACAAUGCGGACGCGGCACUGCAGGCGUCGGUACCGGUAACCGACGCGACGGCGGGUGCAACACUGCGCCAACCACUUGUGGAGGAUAGCGGACAGACUGCAAACAGUCAAUCAACUGCUGCUACUGCCACAGACUGCGGCGGAUGCCUCAGCUUUUGCCGCUGGCAGGACGCGCUGACUGGCCAGACGGUGUACGCUCGCAGCGCACGACAGGAAUAUGCACAUGUACUGCUGGCUUGUGGCAUCUUGAUGAUGAGCGACGCCAGAGACAAAGUGGACGCCAUUCUGUCCGAGAGACUGUCGGAGCUCGACGAAACGCAGCUCAAACUCGCCUACCAGCUGCUGCUACACGCGGCUGGAGUUCUGGAGGCGUGUCUAGAGUCGAUGAACUUCACUCCUCGCUCGAUUGGAGCAGAGUUCGCGGAUCUUGGGGAAAAGGAGACGGAAGUUCAGGAAUCUGUCGAUGAUGAUGGAGUCGUGCCGGAUGACGAUAUGAUGGCCAAAUGGCGCGAAGAACAGCGCCAAGCUCAGCAAGAUACACAAAAGAAAGCUGUCCCUGACAGGAAUGAUACUACAAAGAGCAAUUCAACCAAACCUGUUGCUUCCAUCGCUGAGGAAGACCUCGCGAUGCUCAAGCGAGUGCCAGAUCUUGCUGACGGUCGCUUCCCCCAAUUGUUGGCGUGGAUUGCUCUUGCUGAGGCGCAGGAGCUUGUUGUGCUCCGUGGUGUGACUCGUGAAGUCGUUGACUACACUCUCAUGGCCAAGCUGUCGGUGGACAUUUCGGCCAGAUACAAAGGUGCGUCUUCAUUGUCAUUACUCUCCUACUCGACGUCAAUCACGGCCGAACGCAUUCGUCUGUACUGCGCCUACAAGGAGCCAUACUACCAGGCCAUCUCAACGUACUUCCAAGGCGCUGCAUGCAUGCAGACGGAAGAUGCACGGAAUUGUGUGCAAGCUGUGGCCAACUUGAAAAAGGCAGCCACUCUUUUUGAAAAAGUUGUGCCAUUGGAGAAAAGUUAUGAGGGCAAGAUGGCGGCAGACAAGGAGGAAAAAGAGCGCGUGACGUUGCUAUCGGCCAUUUUUCUCCGGUCGCAGCAGAUCAUCAGCCGAGACUUGGACAUUGUCACUCACCGCAAUGACAGCGUGUACUACGAACCGAUUCCUCAACCUGAGGCCCCAUGCAAUGCACUAAGUCUCGUAAAGCCGACGACACUUCCAGCAGUGACCACGAGUGAUUUGUGGCGUGACGGAGAAGUUGCGAACUGCCUGAAACCUACUGUAGUGACUGCAUCAGGUGACGCGGUUGAGAAUCAUCAUCAACAACAGAACAGUAGCCCUCGCAAAGGCUGCUGUUCGAGCUGUAUCAUUUCGUAA